UAACCAUCAAAUGACAUACCACCGAUGCCAGUGUUUCAGCUCUAAUCUUGGCGUCUUGACUGCUUUGAUUCCUAGGACCCUACGAUGACUCUAAAUAAUGUCACCAUGCGCCAGGGCACUGUGGGCAUGCAGCCACAGCAGCGCUGGAGUAUCCCCGCUGAUGGAAGGCAUCUGAUGAUCCAGAAAGAUCCCCAUCCCUGCAACCUCCGCAACCGCCAGUCUACUGCUCCUGAAGACCACUGCCGACGGAGCUGGUCCUCCGACUCCACAGACUCUGUCAUCUCUUCUGAGUCUGGGAACACCUACUACCGAGUAGUGCUUAUAGGGGAGCAAGGAGUGGGCAAGUCCACCCUGGCCAACAUCUUCGCUGGUGUGCAUGACAGCAUGGACAGUGACUGUGAGGUCUUGGGAGAAGAUACCUAUGAGCGUACCCUGGUCGUCGAUGGAGAGAGUGCAACGAUCAUCCUCCUGGACAUGUGGGAGAAUAAGGGGGAGAACGAGUGGCUGCAGGAGCACUGCAUGCAGGUCGGGGACGCCUACCUGAUCGUCUACUCCAUCACAGAUCGGGCGAGCUUCGAGAAGGCGUCUGAGCUGAGGAUCCAGCUCCGCAGGGCCCGGCAGACGGAAGACAUCCCUAUAAUUCUGGUUGGCAACAAAAGUGACUUAGUGCGGUGUCGAGAAGUGUCUGUGUCAGAAGGGAGAGCUUGUGCGGUGGUGUUCGACUGCAAAUUCAUCGAAACCUCCGCGGCCGUGCAGCACAACGUGAAGGAGCUGUUUGAUGGCAUCGUGCGGCAGGUCCGCCUGCGCCGGGACAGCAAGGAGAAGAACGAGAGGAGGCUGGCCUACCAGAAGAGGCGGGAGAGCAUCCCCAGGAAAGCCAGGCGCUUCUGGGGCAAGAUUGUAGCCAAAAACAACAAGAACAUGGCUUUCAAGCUCAAGUCGAAAUCCUGCCAUGACCUCUCUGUGCUCUAGGAACCCAGUGCCACCCAGAUGUCCCCCAUGAUGGACGUCGUUGAAGGCUUUUGGGACCAGUGAUCUAUAUUAGAUUGGAAAUAAGCAUUGUUAGACGCGGCUUCCCUUACUGCAGAUGGGAACCAACAGGUUAGCCUCAUGGGCACGAACGCACGGGCAGUGCAAGGUCUUUGUCAAGAGGCUGUAUUUAUUCCUAGGAAACGCUUGACUUGCUAACAGACACCCACGUGAGACUCAUUUAAGGGCAGGUUUGGGGCUCACAUGAGCUUUUUCUCUUCACUGGGCAGCAGAAUAUUGAAACGGAUGAAGAAUGUCUAGAACAGGAGGGUUUCAUCAUUGCCCUGUGCCCAGUGUUGUUCCGUGUGACUCUUAGGCCCUUGAGUCGUAAAGAAAUCUAGGCAAAAGGUGAGUUUAUUGGAAGGAGAAGGGCUUUCUCCAUACACAUAUUCCUGCAAGGACAGGGGUAGAUCUGGCCCCACCACAGCUGUGAUGAUGACUGUGCCAUCGAACUCUGAAGAGAAUGGUUGGAAUUUGCUGGAAACUAAGGCUUACUAACAGUUU
This is a messenger RNA of Acomys russatus (golden spiny mouse), 1533 nucleotides long. It is a transcript of the gene Gem, whose product is annotated as GTP binding protein overexpressed in skeletal muscle. Gene Ontology annotation, molecular function: GTP binding; GTPase activity; calcium channel regulator activity. The record is from RefSeq and is a predicted model, not a curated record. The transcript has 4 exons. Gene Ontology annotation, cellular component: plasma membrane. Lineage: Eukaryota; Metazoa; Chordata; Mammalia; Rodentia; Muridae. Gene Ontology annotation, biological process: negative regulation of high voltage-gated calcium channel activity. The coding region runs from base 85 to 972 and encodes 295 amino acids.